UUUGAUUUUUCAGCCAUAAGCACCCUCUGCGUUCUCAAUUACCGCUGGUUAAAGAAAUCUCCUUCUUGCUGCAGGUGGUACAAGCUGCGCUCCAAACCAGGGAAGAAGGAAAAGGAGAGAGGGGAAAUCGAGGUGGAUAUCCAGUUCAUGAGGAGUAACAUGACAGCCAGCAUGUUUGAUCUGUCCAUGAAGGACAAGCCCCGCUCUCCCUUUGGGAAGCUCAAAGACAAGCUCAAGGGCAAGAGGAGCAGUGGCCUCUCGGACACGGCUUCGGCCAUCAUCCCCAGCACCUCCCACUCCCCUGCCGACAGCGAGGAUGAGGCAAUUGAGAAGGAGAAGAAGAAAUCCAAGUUCAAAGCGCUGUUCUCCAAGCCUGGCCUGCAGAAGACAUCCCUGUCCCAGUCCAUGUCUGUGCUGCCCACUCAGCAGCCCCUCACCCAGAGGGUUCGGCUGCGGCCCAGCGACUUCCAGGCACAGUGGGAUGAGGAGGAGUCUGAGACCUCUCCUGCCUCAGAACGAUCCUUUGAAAAUGCGUUGGAAGAGAAGCCAGCUCCUUCUCCAUUGUUUAAAUCUCGUAAACCAGCCUUUUUGGACAGUAGGCAGCUAAGCCAAGGAAUCUCUAACCACACCAAAAAGGAUGGGCUCUCUUUGUUCAGUGGCCUGAAAUCCAAAAGCGAUCCUGUGUCCAAGUCUAGUCUGUGCAUCAAUGGCAGUCACGUCUAUAUGGAAGAGACCACAACCAAGGACAAGACUCCAACCUCCUCCCCCUCUCCUCACAACCUCAGGAGGAAGCAGCUCUUUGCUUCAGAGGAGAACCUGUCCUCCAGGCCCACUAAAUCACCUGAAGAGAUGGGAAGAACCUCUCCUGGUCAGGCUGUCUCCGGGUCCACAUCCUUGGAGACCUUCAAAUCCAUGACUUUGCCGUCAUACAAACUGCUCAGCAGUGAGGAGCACCUGGACACCAGCAUUCCACCAAGCAUAGAGGCUGCUAGAGAGACAAAAAAAACAGACCACAAAAAGUCUGCCUUGCUCUCCCUGGUCACUGGAAAGAAGGAAACGGUGAAGACCAGUGAUGCUGAGAUUAUUCCUGACAGGACCCUGCAGAGUGAGGAAAAUACAAUUCCAGAAGAGAAGAGUGAAGAGGAGGCCAAAUGCCCUGAAGUCCCAGCAGAUUUGGGCAGAGGGAGCCCGUCAGGAGAUGCUCACCAUGCAGAGGUGGAGGAGGCCAUCACAAACAAGCAGCUGCUCAGCCCUUUUGAGGAGGAACGGAAACCUGAGAAAGCUGCGCCAGCCAAGACCAAAGCUGUGAAACCCAGACUCCAUCCUGUGAAGCCAAUGAAUGCCAUGGCAAGCAAGCCUCAGAGCAAGAACCUGAAUGUCAUCAGCACCAUGAACGAAAAGCUGCUGGAAAUGAGUGUGAAGAAAUAUGAUCCCUCAGACCCUGCCUAUGCCUAUGCUCAGCUGACACACGAUGAGCUGAUCCAGCUGGUGCUGAAACAGAAGGAUACCAUUACCAGGAAGGACCUCCAGGUGCGGGAGCUCGAGGACUACAUCGACAACCUGCUUGUCAGAGUCAUGGAAGAAACCCCAAACAUCCUCCGUGUUUCCAUGUCCGGCAACAGAAAAGCUGGGAAGAUGUGAAGGGUCUGUGGGUGUCGGUGAACAAGGACUGAAUUCCCCCAGAGGAGGGUGAGGAGCUGGUGGUGCCGGUUGUGCUGCUCACACAAAAUGACCUUUUUCCUGUUUCUGCCUUGAGCAACUCUUGGAGUGAUUAAUAGUUCCAUCAGGUGUUGUAAUGAAGUCACCUUAUCAUAUUUAUUUUUUGUUUUCUUCCCAUUCUUUGGGAAGAUCAGGCAUUAAUCCAAAGGCUAGUUGUGAUGGGAAGGAGGAGGGUUUUUGAUGUGUUUUGCUUCCCAGCAAGGCGCUGAUGAUCCUUGAGGAAGAUUUUUUAAAAUUGUUUUAUUUUGUAGCAGCUUUGAUAGAUCAGUUACUUUUCUUUCCACAUCUGAAGUUGUAGUGCAAUAUAAAUCCUUGUACAGUAGAGUUCGAGGAUUUGAUUGUUUUUAAAAUAAUAAUUAGCUACACUGGAGAAGUCCAAAGAUGUCCCAGCUUCAGGCCUGGGCUGUAAUUUAAAAGGAAUUAAUUGAAAGUUGACCAUAAGUUGACCAAAUCUCAGUUCAUCUCCCCACGUGGAUAUUCCCAAGAGUCGUUCAAGGGAAAGUUUACAGGUUUUUAGGAGGAGACAUUGAGGUUCACAGGACGUUUCUACCAUAGGAAUGGAAUCAAUCAGUUUGGGCCAAAGGUA
Cyanistes caeruleus (blue tit) is the source of this 2305-nucleotide messenger RNA. The record is from RefSeq and is a predicted model, not a curated record. NCBI's taxonomy places the organism in Eukaryota, Metazoa, Chordata, Aves, Passeriformes, Paridae.